Molecule: messenger RNA, 639 nt
Organism: Penicillium salamii
Lineage: Eukaryota; Fungi; Ascomycota; Eurotiomycetes; Eurotiales; Aspergillaceae
Source: the annotation of a GenBank genome assembly
AUGUAUUUUCCAUUAUUCCUCAGUCUGCUCUGGGCGAAAGCGACUUCUCACAUACACCCACCCCUGGAACUCCAGAUCGUGACCUCUAGCGGCAUCAUCAGCGGAAAGUACAACAACACUGCCGAGACGGUCCGCGGUUUCAUAGGUAUUCCGUACGCAGAACCGCCAGUUGGAAGCCUACGAUGGACACCUCCUCUCCCGAAAUUAUCCCAUAAUCUCGUUGAUGCCUCUUCAUUUAGCAAUCCCUGUGCCCAAGUCUACAUUUACUCGAAUCAUUCCAUUUGGAAUGUGCUACCGUACAAGAUAUGGAAUAAGGCCAACAUAUCCGAAGACUGUCUUUAUUUGAACAUCUGGGCUCCCUCUGCCAAACGCAAGCGCCAAAAGAGAGAAGAGAAAGCAGCAGUUAUGAUGUUCAUUCAUGGGGGAAGUUUUUUCUCGGGAUCAGGAUCGGUUGGGUAUUACGAUGGAACCUAUUUGGUGCAAGACAAUGAGGAUAUCAUUGUUGUUACAUUCAAUACACAAAGUUACCGACUUACUGUCUUCGGCUAUCCGGAUUCCCCUGACUUGGACCCGAAAAAUCAAAACUUUGGAUUGUUGGACCAGGUGAGCAAGUCAAUUCAUCAAAACGAAGUGAGCUGA